Molecule: messenger RNA, 2919 nt
Organism: Paramuricea clavata
Lineage: Eukaryota; Metazoa; Cnidaria; Anthozoa; Malacalcyonacea; Plexauridae
Source: the annotation of a GenBank genome assembly
AUGUCUGUUCGAAUAUGUUAUUUGAACAUAUAUGUGGGACGUUUUACCCAAGUGAUAGAGUCAUUCACUCAAAUAACAGGUUACAUUGUGUAUAUUCCACUGUUGUUGAGAAUGGCAAAUGAUGUUGAAGAAAACCCUGGGCCGACAAUAUAUGAUGUGGUUGACCCAACUAAAACAAUCUGUGCUGAUUUUAGCCAAGGCAAUGCCAAAAAAUUUCGACAAAAUGCUGGUAAACAAUGUUUAGCCAUGUCCUUGACUGCAAUAAUAUAUGAUCAUAUUACAAAUGUUAAUGGAUGGGAUUCCGUAUUAUUGAAUGAUAUAUUGUGUACUGGAAAUAACCUUUAUUCUUUUAUAAGCAAUUCUGUUAAGAAAAGCUAUUUACUUUUAACUGAUGUGCCAGAAAUGGUCUCAGUUUUUGAUCACAUCUAUCAUUUACAAUUUGGUGACCCAUUUGCAGGUGACAUAUUCAUGACAACUACCAAUCUACCUUAUUAUUCUUUGGAGAAUGCUUUCAAUAAUCUGUUUGGAGUGACUCAAUUAAACUUUCAAUAUUGCCUGUUGACUAUUAAUUACAAUACUGUUGCAAUUUUUAAGACUUCUGACGGAACCUUUAAAAUAUUUGAUUCUCAUUCAAGAGAUUUAUAUGGCAUGCCACACCCUUUAGGCAAAUGCAUAUUAGCAUCUGUUGAAAGUAUAGAAGACCUGGUAAUUUAUUUCCAGAGUACUAUACCUCGAGGCAAUGAAACAGCUUUUGAAGUGAAAGGACUAGCUGUUCAGGAAACAAAUUUCAAUAUAACACAAAUAGAUGCACCUACAUCGAGCCAAAGUGGAAAGAAACAUGUGACACUGGAAAGUGACAGAAAGUAUAGGAAAAUGAAACGAGCAGUAGAAAAUGAAACUGAAAAACAAACUAGACUUGAAAAUAUGAGAGACUAUAAAAAAGCAAAACAAGCUGUUGAAAGUCAAACUGAAAGGCAAACUAGAAUUGAAAAUGAUAAAAAAUAUCGAAAUAAGAAACGAGCACAAGAAACUGUGAUUGAAAAGCAAACUCGUCUUGCUAGUGCUAAUGAAUACAAGAGAAAACGUAGAUCUUCUAGUUCAAAUCAGGGAGAUUAUUUAAACAAAUGUGACAUAUUAAAUGGCAGUAUUCAAGAACAGAGUUGGGCAAAGUCUAACAUUAAUAAAUUUAACAAAUCUAUUGAAUUCUUUAUCAGUCAAUGCACAAUAUGUAAAGAGGCAUGGCCAUUAAGAUCUAAACCAAAAUCACACGAUAGUUAUGUAUGUUUACGAUGUUCCAGAGACACAAAAUCUCCUAAAAAGUUUAGUUUUGAAAACUCAAUGAUUCCUUCACCUGUCCCAGACGAGUUACAAAAUUGUACUCAGAUUGAGGAAAUGUUGAUUGCUCGAGCUCUGCCUAUCAUGAGAGUUUAUAUUAAACCAGGUGGACAACGAGGUUACUCAGGCCAUUGUGUUAACUUGCCACAAAACAUAAAAGUACUUGCAACAUCCUUGCCAAGAUAUCCGAAAGAAUUGUCUGUGAUUAUUGUUAAGGUGAAAGGUAGAGAUAAUACUUUUAGAGAUGUUACUGUGAGAAGAGAAAAAGUACACAAUGCCUUAUUAUGGCUAUUGCAAAAUAACCCUCAUUAUUCUGAGUUAGAAAUUAAUGAAGAUGCAUUAAACUCUUUGCCUGAAAAUGGCAUUCCAGCAGAUCUCAUGACAGUUGAGACUGAAAAUGAAAUAAUCUCAAAUGAUGAUGUCAUGCCAGAUUUGGGCCCACCCACUGAUAACCUUUCUGAAGAUAUAGUUUAUAAUGACUCUACAGAUAUGAAUAGUUUCUUGCCCGUUGGUGACCAGCAAGAACGAGAAAUAGAAGCAGUUAGGAAUCAGCUUUCUGCAAAUAAACCAAUGCCAUGGCCCACUAUUGAAAGUGAACCAUUGAAUGAAUAUCAGAUAUCACAUCUGGCCACUAUGGCUUUUCCAACAUUAUUCCCUGAUGGAAAGGGCGAUCCAACUAAUCAAGGUCUGUUGAGGGACGUUGCUCUUCAAGAAAGAGUUAAACACCUUUUAAAAUUUGCUGAAUAUAUUAAUGAUAAGUGGGUGUACCGUUUUGCUAACCACCCUAGAUUUUCCUACUGGGCUUUUAACAUGAUUCAGAGAAAACGUAUUUUACAACAGAGUGGAAUAUUCCUAAAACAAAAUCCAGGUGAGGCACAUCUCACUAUUGAUGAACUUCGUGCAAUGGCAGCAAGUAACAAUGCAGAUGUAUUCAUGUCUAAAGUAUCUAGAUAUGUUGGCAAUAUUGCAGGUACAAAUGCUUACUGGAACAAGGUGAGAGAGGAACUAAAAGCUAUCAUAACCAAUGUUGGAGCACCAACAAUAUUCUUUACUUUUUCAUCAGCAGAUAUGCACUGGCCAGAAUUACAUGCUCUGUUUGGAGAAAAUACUGAUAAUACUGCUAGUGCUCAGAUAAGACGACAAAACGUUAUUAACAAUCCACAUAUAGUUGAUUGGUUUUUCACACAGAGAUUAGAAAGCUUCAUUAAACACUGGCUUUAUGAUACUCUUGGUGCUCAAUGGCACUGGUUUAGAUAUGAAUAUCAAGGUAGAGGAAGUAUUCAUUGUCAUGGUACUGCUAAACUAAAGAAUGACCCAGGUUUGUGUCAACUUACUCAGACUGCUCUAAAAGGAUUCUUAGCUCAGAAAUUUAAGGACAAGAAUGAUUGUCUGGAUACAACAGAACUAGACCAGGAUAUUGAAGCUGGUAAGAGAGCUGCUGACACAGCAUGUCAGUAUGUUGAUUGGUUGUUGUCAACUGUCAAUCCAAAUCCACCAGAGAAGGACAUGUGGAUAAGACCACAAGUUCACCCAUGUCAGAAACGUUAUAAUGACAUCCCUGCAUUUGAAAAGGAAUCUGAUUAU